This is a messenger RNA of Bubalus bubalis (water buffalo), 2589 nucleotides long. It is a transcript of the gene FASLG, whose product is annotated as Fas ligand. Bases 921 to 1754 code for a protein of 277 amino acids. Gene Ontology annotation, molecular function: tumor necrosis factor receptor binding. The record is from RefSeq and is a predicted model, not a curated record. NCBI's taxonomy places the organism in Eukaryota, Metazoa, Chordata, Mammalia, Artiodactyla, Bovidae. Gene Ontology annotation, biological process: extrinsic apoptotic signaling pathway via death domain receptors; positive regulation of canonical NF-kappaB signal transduction; apoptotic process. Gene Ontology annotation, cellular component: membrane. The transcript is spliced from 5 exons.
UUUUUUCAUUUAAUCAUCAAAUCACCAUAUAAAGUAUAUUAUCAUCAUUACCCCCAUUUCACAGAUAAGACAUCUAAGGUACAAACAUUAAAUAACUUAUUCAUCAUAAUGUAGUUUAGUUAUAGGUACAGAUUUAAGCCCCGGUGUGACACUAGAUAAGCAUUGCUGGGGGCACCAGAUGGUUGCUGGUUGAUAAGAAUAAGGGUAUGAAGUUAGAGCACGGCCUGUAGCCCCAAGGUGACAGGAGAGCAGGUCUCAUGUUAUUUCCUGUUCAGAAGUUGGUCUGGUCCCAGAGCUCAGCCUGCAGUGUCACCAUAUAAUGUGCAGUAAGUUUUGGGUGAAGAGGGUAUAGACGGAUUAUCACGCCAUUGGGGCACCAGAGCUGGGAAGUGGUCUGCCCUCCCUUGGCUCCUUGUUGCUUAAGGACUGAUGCUCCGGCGUGAUGACUCGGGGCUGGCCAGCCCACGGCACAUGGGAAGGACCAGGUGGCGCCAGGCAGCCACUCUCCUUGUAGCUGAACAACGGCUGGAGCCCACAGAGCUGCUCUGACGCUACCCCCUUUCUCAGGGCCUGAGGACAACGAGCCCACCCUCCCAGCCUUUGAGGGAGCAGGGCAGCAGCGAUUGGGGUUUUGAAAGCUUUCAUCAUAAAGUUGUGGGCGGAAACUUCCCGGGGGGUUUGCUCUGAGCUUCUUGAGGCUUCUCAGGGUCAGAUGCAGAGUGAGUGGGUGUCUCUUUGAGAAGCCGAAAGAGAACGAAAGAGAGGUGUUUCCCUUGGUUCUGGAAACUCUAUAAAGAGAGAACCGGCUUCCUUCUCUUGAGCAGUCAGAAACAGGAGUCUGGCCUUUGACACCUGGGCCUCCACACAACUGAGGAAGAGGAAAACCCUUGGCUGGGGGCUGGCUUGAGGCACUGGAUGCCAUGCAGCAGCCCUUGAAUUACCCAUACCCCCCAAUCUUCUGGGUGGACAGCAGUGCCAGCUCCCCGUGGGCCUCUCCAGGAUCAGUCUUCCCCUGUCCGUCCUCAGUGCCGGGAAGGCCGGGGCAAAGGAGGCCACCACCACCGCCACCCCCAACACUACCGCCACCGCCACCCCUGCCUCCACUACCACCACCACCUCUGAAGAAGAGGAGGGACCACAACACAGGCCUGUGUCUCCUUGUGAUGUUUUUCAUGGUUCUGGUGGCCCUGGUUGGAUUGGGGCUGGGGAUAUUUCAGCUCUUCCAUCUACAGAAGGAGUUGGCUGAACUCAGAGAGUCCACUAGCCAAAGGCAUACAGCAUCAUCUUUGGAGAAGCAAAUAGGUCACCCCAGUCCACCCUCUGAGAAAAAGGAACUGAAAAAAGCGGCUCAUUUAACAGGCAAGCUCAACUCAAGAUCCAUCCCUUUGGAAUGGGAAGACACCUAUGGAAUUGCCCUGGUCUCUGGGGUGAAGUACAAGAAGGGCAGCCUUGUGAUCAAUGAAACUGGGCUGUAUUUUGUGUAUUCCAAAGUGUACUUCCGGGGUCAGUCCUGCAACAACCAGCCCCUGAGCCACAAGGUCUACUCCAGGAACUUUAGGUACCCCCAGGACAUGGUGCUGAUGGAGGGGAAGAUGAUGAACUACUGCACUUCUGGCAAGAUGUGGGCCCGCAGCAGCUACCUGGGGGCUGUAUUCAAUCUCACCAGUGCUGACCAUUUAUAUGUCAAUGUAUCUGAACUCUCUCUGGUCAGUUUUGAGGAAUCUAAGACAUUUUUUGGCUUAUAUAAACUCUAAGAAAAGCACUCUGGGAUUCUCUCCAUUAUGAUUCCUUGUUACAGGCCCUGAGAAUAUUGUCUUGAAUGAGAGUUUUCUGAAGUCCACUUGAGGUCAUGAGAGAAGACAUGAACCAAGAGGAUCUUGAGACCACAGAGUGCAGCAGGUCUACAGUUCCUUAUCUCACCUAAGGUCCACAAACCAGACAGGAGGAGGACUAUGAGCAAUGAACAUGAAACUCUGGGCUGCCAUGUGGAGAUGCAAGGGCAGGGAAAAGUGACUACCAGUUGCUUGUGUCAGCAACUACACUCGUCUUAAGUGGCCUAGUGCAUUUGGACACAUUGAAAAUGGCACCUUUUAACUCACCUCUUGGGGUGGGUCUACUGUCUACCUCAGGGGAGGUUGUCUUUCAUGUAUAUGGAUGUGACAUGAAUGUAUAAGGGAUGGGAAAAGAGGACCAGGCUUGCAUGAUAAGCUAAAGAGACUGAAAGGCCAGCGUCCCACUGGCAGCAUCUUUAUUUCUAGGUGUACAGUCUGAGCCAUCAGGUCAUGUUAACAGAGAAGCAAAAGAAAUCUUUUGGGAACUCAAUACACUCCCUAUACAGCAUGUAUAUUUCCAGUGCAAUUGUAGGGGUGUGUGUGUGUGUGUGUGUGUGUGACUGUGAGUGUGAGUAUGUGACUAGAGGGUUACAUAAGUAGAAAGAAUGUGGAAACUGGGAAGGGCAUGUUAGAAUAUGGGCUGCAUUUGAUGGUAGAUUUUGAAUGCUUUUUGGUAACCAACUCUAGUAGUCCUCAAAGCUCUUUGAUUGUCAGUUAUUAAUGCUGUUUUCCCAUAAUAUAACCAUAUUUAUAUGUA